Messenger RNA from Aureobasidium melanogenum CBS 110374, 774 nucleotides. RefSeq lists its product as uncharacterized. Gene Ontology annotation, biological process: folic acid-containing compound metabolic process. The coding region runs from base 1 to 774 and encodes 257 amino acids. The transcript is spliced from 2 exons. Gene Ontology annotation, cellular component: cytoplasm. Gene Ontology annotation, molecular function: dihydroneopterin aldolase activity. Lineage: Eukaryota; Fungi; Ascomycota; Dothideomycetes; Dothideales; Saccotheciaceae. The record is from RefSeq and is a predicted model, not a curated record.
AUGUACGGUCAGCCAUGGUGUCGUGACGGCAUCAGAGUCGAAGACCUCGCUCUGCAAUAUGCUCCCAAAAGCGGUGUCGACGCCUGGAAUCGCGAAAAGCAACAACCAGUUCUCCUCUCAGUCUCCCUCUCGUUCCGUUCAGGCUUCGACACGGCUGCGAGUCAAGAUGCCCUGGAUGAAAGUACCAUGCACUACGGCCUCCUCUCCAAGAACUUGCGUGCCUUGAGACCCGUCCAAGAUUGGGAAACCCUCGACAAUCUGGCUCAUCGCGUACACCAAACUAUCCUCGACACCCCACCUGGUGAUGCUCUAAUCCAAUCAUGUCAGAUUGAAAUCAAAUUGCCCAAAGCGAGUUUGUUGGGUGACUAUGUCAACUAUGUCUAUUUCGUCGAGGACCAAGAGCAUACCGGCAGAGUCUUGCACCUGUCUCGUGUUUUCAUCCCUACCUUGAUUGGUGUCAAUGACAAUGAGAGAACUGCAAAGCAAAAGCUCUAUGUCAGUGUGUGGAUAGACAGGAUACAGGCAGACGACUCCGAGUCAUAUACCGAGCUUGAACGAAUUCUCACUCAGGCAAUUGAACCCACAGAAUUCGAGACUCUAGAGUCGUUGGCCAUCUACGUGCUCAAAGUCUUGAAGAUGAACUACGAACCUUUGAAGUCUCGAGAGACCAGCGUUCGUCUAAGAAUGGAGAAGCCUCAAGCUGUUCCUCAUGCCUCGGCUCCCAUCAUCGAGAUUGUAAGGACAUCUGAUGAGCUGGCUGCAAUGGUUCGAUGA